Molecule: messenger RNA, 1968 nt
Organism: Callorhinchus milii (elephant shark)
Lineage: Eukaryota; Metazoa; Chordata; Chondrichthyes; Chimaeriformes; Callorhinchidae
Product: cationic amino acid transporter 2-like
Exons: 11
Biological process (GO): amino acid transport; transmembrane transport
Cellular component (GO): plasma membrane
Molecular function (GO): amino acid transmembrane transporter activity
Source: RefSeq, a predicted model, not a curated record
AUGAUUUCCUGCAAGCCCGCUCUGUCGUUGGCUCAGUGUCUCUGCCGGAAGAAAGUGGUGCGAGAAGAGAGCGUUGAAGAGUCCCACCUCUGCCGUUGUCUAACAACCAUCGACCUCAUUGCCCUAGGGAUUGGUAGCACACUGGGCGCUGGUGUGUACGUGCUGGCAGGAGAAGUGGCUAAGGCCGACUCGGGGCCCAGUGUCAUCAUCUCCUUCCUCAUUGCAGCACUUGCGUCGAUGUUGACCGGCCUCUGCUAUGCCGAGUUCAGUACACGAAUGCCCAGGACUGGCUCCGCUUAUCUCUAUAGCUAUGUAACCGUCGGGGAAUUGUUAGCCUUCAUCACCGGCUGGAAUCUGAUCCUCUCGUACACCAUAGGCACAUCCAGCGUAGCGAAAGCAUGGAGUGGCACAUUUGAUACCAUAAUUGGCAAACCAGUGGAGAGCUUUCUCAAAGGCAACGCUAAACUAAACUCUCCAGGACUGGCAGACUACCCCGAUUGUCUUGCUGUGUGUAUAAUAAUGCUUCUGGCAGGUCUCCUGUCGAUUGGUGUGAAAGAGUCGACAAGAGUGAACAAGCUCCUAACAGCUAUUAACAUACUGGUACUUCUGUUUGUUAUUAUUGGGGGGUUCAUAAAAGGAGACAUUUACAACUGGAACAUACGAGAAGAAGACCUGAUGAACAUGACGGCCGAAGCACAAAACCUGUCGUUGGUUGCGCACGUGGACAACGGCUAUGGAUCGGGUGGGUUUAUGCCGUAUGGAUUCAGUGGAACGCUGACUGGUGCUGCAAGUUGCUUCUAUGCCUUCGUGGGUUUCGAUUGCAUUGCAACCACAGGUGAGGAAGUGAAGAAUCCCCAGAAGUCUAUUCCCAUUGGCAUCAUUACCUCUCUUCUCAUCUGUAUCUUGGCAUAUUUGGGUGUUUCUGCGGCACUUACUCUUAUGAUGCCAUAUUAUCUGCUCGAUGUUAAAAGCUCGCUCCCUACUGCCUUUGAGUAUGUGGGCUGGAGCGGGGCUAAGUAUUUAGUAGCUGUAGGUUCCCUGUGUGCGUUGUCAACAAGUUUGCUGGGUGCCAUGUUCCCUUUGCCCCGGAUCGUCUUGGCAAUGGCCAGAGAUGGCUUGUUGUUCAAGGUUCUGGGGAAACUGAGCACACGACAGACUCCCAUCGUCGCCACAUUUGUGGGAGCAGUUAUUUCUGCUGUAAUGGCGUGCCUCUUUGACCUGAAAGCUUUGAUAGACAUGAUGUCCAUUGGCACACUUGUUGCCUAUACACUCGUGGCAAUGUGCGUUCUUAUCUUGAGGUAAGGCACUUUGGGGGAGAAAUUCCGUUCGGCAUCACAUGUACGGCCUUCGGCAAUGAUACCCACUAAUCAUCUGAUACAGCGCUUUAUCUCACAUCAGUCGGAUUUCGAUAAGAAAAUCGCUGUUGAAAUGAAUGAUGGAAACGGGGCCGGGCAGAAUGAAGAAGCCAUCAAGAGGUAUUUGGUUUCCAGCUUGUUACUCUCUCCUCUUCAAUUCCCGACAAGGCAGUCGUCAAAUAUCGUCACCUGUUGUGUAGGAAUAAUUGUAAUCCUGUUCUUUAUCGUGUACGGAAUGACAAGUUCGGGGCUGGACGCUAUCAUAGCAGCAGAGAUUGGGAGCAUCUUUGGUCUUGUGACCCUCCUCUUGAUAUCAGUGGCCGCCGUGUUGAUCAUCUGGAGACAACCGCAGAAUCAGACAAAGGCUCCAUUUAUGGUGCCCUGCAUACCAUUCCUUCCCAUACUCAGCAUGUGCGUCAAUCUGUGCUUGAUGGUGCAAAUGAGUGCGGCAACCUGGAUUCAAUUCUCCAUCUGCAUGGCGAUAGGCUUGCUCAUAUAUUUCUGCUACGGCAUUCGGCACAGCGUGGAAAGACAUCAUCGGCAAGGGCACUGUGUCGAGGGUACGUUCGGGAACGAAACGUCCGCUGACGAGAACAAAGAUGAGGUGAUUUGA